UAUCUUAUAGUUGUAGUAUAUGCUUGUACUAAUAUUCCUUAUAAAAUAUAGUAAGAUAUACUUAUCGGAAAAGUGUCAGACUUAAUUUAUUUCAACUUAUCCUAUUAUAUUCAUAUUAUAAAAAUCUUUUUUAAAAAAAUUAUCAUUAAAAAUGUCUGCGUGGAGACAAGCAGGAUUAAAUUACAUCAAUUAUUCUCAAAUAGCUGCUAAACUUGUUAGACAAGCAUUAAAAUCAGAGUUUCGAGCAGAAGCUUUGAAACGUGAUGAAACAAAUAUAAAAUUUACUCAAUGGAAAGAUGGUAAACCUGCUAAAACUCAUAAAUUAUAAUAUCACAGAUUGAUGGAGAAAUCAUCCUACUCUUCUAAUAUAUACAUACAUAUAUAUAUAUAUAUAUCUAUAUGCAUGUCUUGUAUAUUGUAUAUGAAACAAAUAAGAGAUUUAAUAAAAUAGUAAUUUAUGUAUAGUAAUUCAACAUUUUUGUAAGAAGUAAAAAUAUCCUAUAAUAUUAUCUGUUUCUUUUUAACCAAUUUUUAAUUUAAUCCAUUUUUCUCUUAGAAGAUCAUCUUAUAGUAGGACAAUGGGCUUUACAAUGUACUAAAAAAAAUAUACAUGUUACAAUUGAA
This is a messenger RNA of Apis dorsata (giant honeybee), 624 nucleotides long. Its product is annotated as protein stunted-like. Gene Ontology annotation, cellular component: mitochondrial inner membrane. The record is from RefSeq and is a predicted model, not a curated record. The transcript has 3 exons. Gene Ontology annotation, molecular function: proton-transporting ATP synthase activity, rotational mechanism. The coding region runs from base 152 to 328 and encodes 58 amino acids. Gene Ontology annotation, biological process: proton motive force-driven mitochondrial ATP synthesis. Lineage: Eukaryota; Metazoa; Arthropoda; Insecta; Hymenoptera; Apidae.